This is a messenger RNA of Helobdella robusta, 3225 nucleotides long. RefSeq lists its product as hypothetical. Gene Ontology annotation, biological process: lipid transport. Lineage: Eukaryota; Metazoa; Annelida; Clitellata; Rhynchobdellida; Glossiphoniidae. The record is from RefSeq and is a predicted model, not a curated record. Bases 1 to 1860 code for a protein of 619 amino acids. The transcript is spliced from 14 exons.
AUGUGUGUGUGGUCGCCUGUUGAUACCCUUGAGUUAUAUACCUAUGUACACGUAGUGGGCAAUCUGAUACAGAGAACAAAGACCAUUCAUGCUACAUUGGAUCCUGUUUGGGACCAAUACUUCCAGUUUGUAGUGGACCAAACAAGAGGUCAAUGGAUCGACGUCCAGGUGUUUGAUGAGGAUGCCGGCAGUACCAAUGAUGACCCUCUGGGAAAUGUAACUUUGGACAUUGAAAUGGUUGCAUCAAAGAAAAAUGUUGACAUUUGGCUGCCCCUAUCCAAUGCCCCCACUGGGGCUAUACACAUGAGGGCCCUGUGGUUGGCUGCCAUUAUUUCAAUAACAUAUUUGUUUGUGUUUAACUAUUUUGAAAUCUACGACAUGUUAGUAUGCAAUAAAAUUUUGUACCCCUGCGAGCAGAGUGAGGUGACGGGCACGAAAAGUUUGAACACGGGCAAACCGCGCAACACGUAUGUAAAGGCGAAGUUGCUGCACGAUUCCAGACGAACGACCAUCAAAUACGGAACUGGGGAUCCUGUCUGGGGCGAGAACUUCAACUUCUUCAUCACCAAUCCACAAAAAGAUCAGCUGGAGCUGGAGCUGGUGCACAAGGGCAGUUCAAAGGAGACCACCCUGGCCACGAUGAUGGUGCCCAUUAACUCGGUCAUGCUGACCAAGAACCUCUCACUCAUUCAAGAGUAUCCUCUGCUUGAUAUCGAUAGAAAUUGCUCCAUCACUAUUAGAUUUAUAUUGAGGGUGUUGAAGUGCAAGGUCUGUCCGGUAGAAUGGUCUCAGUUGAGUGGAGCAGCUGCGUUGAGUUUCGGCAACGUCUUGAAGCAGCAGUUUGAUGGAAUGAACGUCAGCGGCUCCAACAACGACAACGUCUUCUCUUUCGGACUUGGGGGAUUAUCAGCAGAAGAUCCGCUUGCUUCAGUAGGAGAAGGUGAUGAUGAGGCUGGAGAUAUUCCACCCAAGAUUGUCACAGUGGAUAAAACUGAAGAGGAGGAGGAGGAGAAGCAGGAUAACGAAACGAAUGUGGAUCCCAGUGAUGUAGACCCUGCUGCUAAACCUGCAGCCCCCCAAGAACCAGCCCCUCCCAAGGAAGUCCCACCUCCAACUCUUCCUCCUACUGACAUCAAGAAAAAAGUGGCCGAGACCGUUCCACAUGACGAAUCCAACUACCAAGGAGAUUAUAAGCUACCCCAGGCCAUGCAUCCGACCCCACCACCAGAAAUGCACCAAUAUGAAUCACCACAACAUCCAAAACAGCCGAUCCUACUACAAGUGCAACCUCAUUUUACGUCUCCACAACAACCACAGCAGUUGGCACAACCACGCCAGCAACCAUUCAACGAUCGAACGACGCCAUCACCUUCAUUGGUUCCCAAAUUUGGCGCUUCAACCACUGAUUCAAGUGCUGCUGCUGCUGCUGAUGUUGUGGCUUCUAAGAAACCUCCCAGCAAGUUUGGGCAGAUCCAACUGACCAUCAGACAUUCUGGCAACAGGAACAAACUCGUUCUCGUUGUUCACCAGUGCAAAAACUUGAUCCCCUGUGAUAAGGACAACCUGGCGGAUCCGUACGUCAGAAUGUACUUGCUGCCUGACAGGACCGCUGAUACCAAGAGGAAGACCAAGCUGGUCAAAAACACCCUGAAUCCAACUUUCGAUGAAACAUUUGAGUGGGAUUUGGGAGUUAUGGAGUUCCCAUUCCGUACUCUGGAAGUGGCAGUGAAGAAUGACGUGGGGGUCUUCUCAAAAAGUCGCACUGACAUGGGCGUCGUUGCCGUCGAACUCGCAAAACUGGGCAACCUCAGUUCUGCUCUCACUCAGUGGUUCGACCUUGAAGAUCCAAAGGGGCAUUGAACAAUGAACUUUGACCUUGAACAUCGAACUUUGACCUGAUCUUUUUUUACCUGGAUAUUAACUUGACACUAUACUUUAUAACACACACACACACACACGCACACACACACUCAUACAUACACAUACAUGCACUACAUACGCGCGCGCGCUCACACACAUAGGCACGCAUACAUACCAUAUUUUAUUUAAUUUUUUUUACUAACUCAGCUUCUUUGUGGUAGAUGCUUGAUAUUUUAGACCUAAUAUUUUAACCCUUGAUAUUUCAAACAUUUUGUUAGUGGAUUUUUGUAAAUGUAACUUAGUUAGUGGCUUACACGUGUGUGUGUUGUGUGCUAUACAUAUGCAUUUUAAGAAUGUCACAGUGUGGAUAUUUGACGACAUACAUACAUCUGACAAUGGAAUGUUUCUAGAAAUAGCUUUGGUUGCUGGAAUAUGUUUUUCCUUUAUAUUUUACAUCAUCAUAAAGGAAAAUGUUCAUUAAUUAAUUUCUCAUUCAUCAAAUUAGUCACAUAAUAAUCCUUGCCAUCAGUUUCGUUUUCAAAUCAUCGUCACUUUCUGCUGCCGUAAUCAUUUUAGGAUCAUUCAUUCACGGAUUGUAAUUUAUUUUUAAAUAUUUGUAAAUUUUCAACUUUUCCUAAAAUGAUUUUCUGGAUACCUUAAAACAUGAAGAUUGGAUUCAUAUCUUUCGUGGUUGAUUUUACUUGUUGUAUUGGUUGACAUUUCAUUUUCAACAGUUUCUUUUGGUGGUUAUUCAUCUAUUUGAUUAAUCCAGAUUGUUAUUAUUUUUGAGAAAAAACAAAACUUUUAUACAAAUUUUACAAUUUCAGUAAGUUUUAUUACACGUGUAAUUGUAUAGUAAGUCCACACCCAACCAAGUUUUCGUGUGUGUGUGUGUGUAUGUGUGUGUGUGUGUGUGUGUGUGUGUCACAUGCAAAUCAGUCAUAAGUCACACUUGCCAUCUGAUAUCCCCAAUCACAUAUAUGGAUAUUGAUAGUGGUAUCUACGUAGGUGUAUCUUGAUACAUUUAAUUCGAUCUUCUCUUAUCCAAUCAUGCUUCAGGCUUAUCAAUCUAAUAUAAAUGGUGUAUUUUAGUUUUUAAAGUUGUUUAAUUAAUUGAUUAAUUAACUAAUUAAUUAUGUUUUAUUAAUUUGUUUAGGUGUUGUUUUGAAUGUUGCUAUAAGUUAAUUAUAGUUACUUUAGUUAAUUAGUUAUCAUUAGUAUUUAUAAUUUUGCAAUUGCUACUAUGUAGUAGGUAUUCUUAUGAUCAUCCUGCUUUUUUCUUGUUUUAAAGGAAUUUUAUUUUGGUGAUUAUAUUUUUUAAGUUUAAAAUUUUGAAUAAAUAAAGUUAACUUUAUCUCUAAAUUG